GGAAUCCUGACAUCCCUGAACUUAUUAAGAUAUCAGCAGGACAAUUAUAUCUUGUUAGACCAAAUAGUUUGAAGGGAACGAGAGAAUGCAUUUUCCAUGAUGCACAAGCUGUAGUACGUCGUACAGCUGUCGAAUGGCAAUAUCAAUUGGUUGUUACAAGAGUUUAUCAAGAAGGUGAAGAUGAAUUAAUCAAUGAUUCCUUGGACAUUGAAGAUGAUGAAAAGCCAUUUUUAAUCGAUGGAACAUUAAAUUUUCGUAAAGGACAUAUAGAUGGUUUAUCCACAUUUUCUUGGAGAGAUUUAUCAGGGGAUCCCGAUGAUGUGUUUGAAUUUGUGUGUGAUGUUAGCACAACUGCACAUACAGUCAACGCUUUUGAAAUAACCAUUUAUCAGUGCAUGUAUGAGAGAAAAUACAAGAAAUCUAAUGAGAAUGCAACUGAAGAAGAACUUCAAACGUCAUUGUCAUCAGCAAAACAAUCUCUUAUAUUUGAUUUUCCAGGAGCACCACCAGAAGUAGAAAUUUAUAGUACUGCUAAUGGCGAAUUACAUUAUUAUGAUCCUGGAGCUGGUGUUUUCAUAUUGGGUAAACCUGGAAUUACAGCUACAAUACUUAGAGGAGAAAGAUUUGAAUAUUUUUUGAUAAUAGUUGAUGAUGUUCAAAGGUUAAUUGUGCAAAAACUUGAACCAAGAAUGAAUAUAGUUUUUAAUCAAGAAGGACAUGUUUAUUCAUUAUUGAUGAAAUUUAAUGAACAAGAAAGUGAAGCCCGUUUCAAGAAAAAGCUUUCUGCUGCCAUGUAUGAAACAUUAAAUGAAACAAGAGUCAAGGAAGAUGAUCAAGAUUAUAUAAUGAGUGCUUAUCAAGAAGACACUGAAAUGGUUGAUUCUGAAUCAAUAAAUGAAGAAUCGGGCAAUGGCAAGCAUUGCAAUGGCGAAUCACCAAAUACUCAACUUGCUGUUGGAUAUAAACAUGAUAGAUCAUUUGUUUUAAAAGGCAACAAUAUUGGAGUGUAUAAACACACUGAUGAUGAUAAUUUGGAAUUUUCAACCAAUAUUGCAAAAAUUAAAAAACCAAAAGAUUCUUCAAUGAUCCUCAUGGAUCCAAAUGAUGAACAUAAUCUUUACAAAAUGGAUCUCGAGUAUGGAAAGGUGGUCGAGGAAUGGAAAGUGCAUGAAGAUGUCCCUUGUGAAAACAUUUUUCCAGACAAAAAAUAUGCUCAAAUGACUGGCGAGAAAACUUUUAUUGGCAUGUCACACAACUCUUUGUUUCGUGUUGAUCCACGUUUACCUAAUGAAAAAUUAGUUGAUUCACAACUGAAGUUAUACACUACAAAAAAUGCUUUCAGUUGUGGUACUACUGAUUCUAAAGGGCAUAUUGCUGUUGGGAGUAGUAAGGGUGAUGUGAAAUUGUUUGAUACAUUGGGUAAAAAUGCAAAAACCAAUUUACCAGCUUUGGGUAGUGCUAUUAAAGGAAUUGAUGUUAGUUCUGAUGGUAAAUGGAUUAUUGCUACCACUAGCAGAUAUCUUUUGUUAAUAGACACUGAAUUGCCAUCAGAUCCUAAUCAUAGAUUAGGAUUUGAAAAAAGUUUCCCAAAAGAUAAAAAGCCAACACCAAGAAUAUUACAAUUACGUCCUGAACAUGUUUCUCUCAUGGAACAUGAAGUGGAUUUCACUCCUGCUAGAUUUAACACAGGUGAAUCUGAUUUAGAAAAAGCUAUUGUUACGAGUACUGGACCAUUUGUUAUUACAUGGAAUUUCCGUCGAGUUAAACAAGGGAAAUUGGAUGAUUAUCAAAUUAAACGUUACACUGAUAAUGUAGUUGCUGAUAAUUUUAGAUAUGGACAGGAUCCAACUCCAACUAAAGCUACACUUUCACCUGCAAAAUCGGAUGAAGGUAACUUACUAGAUUCAUUUGAUUUUAUACCUAUAUAUUUCAAUAACUCAAAUUAUAUGUUAUUACUGGCAGUUCAAAUAGUUAAACGUAGGAAAUGUGAAGUGAAUGGUACUAUUUAUCCAGAUCAAUACAAUAAAUACUUUGUUAUAGAACCAAAAAUUGAUGAAUUUCUUGACAAAAUUAAAGAUGGUGUAUAUAUACUGCUAUAUGGGCCAUGUGCAUCAGGGAAGUCAACACAUAUCAUAUAUGCAAUGCAAAAAUUGCAAAAAGAGGGGUAUCAUUGUAUCUAUUUGGAUUUUACAGAAGUAAAUGUUAAAAAUGAUGAAAAAGCAAUGUGGAGGUCAUUUCGAUGGACAUUAGAAUCCCAGUGUCCUAAAGGAAUUGUUAAUAAUGAGUUUUAUGAGAUGAUUCACUUUAUCAAUACAUUUUCUAAAGAGAAAUGGGAUCACAAAAUAUCUUCUAAUCCUCUACUGGUCCUGGUCCUUGGAGUUGAUGAGAUUAAUAAAUUGUAUGAUCUUAACAAAAACACCUUUAAGAAUCUUAUAAACACCAUUGGAGGAAUUAUGUGUAAUUCACCUGAAAACAUUUUUAUCAUUCCCAUUCUGGCUGGAACUAUUGAAGGACCUUUGAAUCAAUAUAUCUUUGGUUCUAUGCAUGAACCACUUCCCCUCCCACUACCUUUACUUAAUGAUGAUGAUGCAAUUGAAAUUGGCAAAGCCAUGAAUCUAUUUGAUAAUGAAUAUGUCUGCCUGAAUCCAUAUUUUCGAAUAAGUAUUAGUGAUAUUGGUGGACAUGUGAAAACAUUGGAAUAUUACUACAUGUAUUUUUCAGAAAAACUAGAAUCAGAAAUGAUGACAGAAGAGGAGACAGCUGUUCAUAAUGUGAAUAUUGAGAAAAUCAUGGAAGAUGUCAAAUGCAGGAUUAUAAGGAAAUAUCAUCUUCAUCUAAACUCACAUUGGUUUACAAUACCUUUUGCAAAGGCCAUAUUGGGUUUUCUGGUUCAAAAAAAUGAUGUGGCUGAUCUCAAUGAAAGAUCAAUGACAUAUCAGGAGCUUAGUUCAAUGGGAGUUGUGAACCUGGGUGCAGAUUUCUCUCUUAGUUUUCCAGAUGUUGAAAUUGACUUACCUCAAGAAGAUAUCAAAUUGUACAAAUUACCACAUCAAUACCCAGUCACUAAAACUUAUGAGAAUAAUCAAGCAAAAUAUGUAGAUAUAAUGGAAAAUGAUAAUAUCAGGAGUUAUAUUGGUUGUGUAUUUCUUAAUGUAUCUGGGGCUCCCUUUGAUGCCUUUGGGUUUCUUAAUAAAAGCUCUGAGCCUGUGGGUGUAAUUUGCAUAGCUCAACAAUCAAAAUCAACUACUAUUUCUAAUGUUAUCAUCAACCAAAGCUUGUUUAAUAAUGAGCAUGAAAAGGUUACCAAAGUUAUGAAUGUUGAGAAGAAAGAUUGGGCUUUAUUAUUCUUAACAAAUGCAGAUAAGAAAAACCUGUCUAUAGAUGAUAAACCAAAUAGUGCUUUGGUGUCUGUGGAAAAUUUUCAAAAGUUUUAUGGAUAUACUUAUACAAGUCGGGCACAAUUUGCAUCAGAUGAUUUAAAGAAAAGGCUUAAAAUUGAUGAUGAGAGAUUUAAAAAGUUGAAUACUGAUAGGAUUUCUUUUAGUUGA
This is a messenger RNA of Entrophospora candida, 3548 nucleotides long. The record is from the annotation of a GenBank genome assembly. Lineage: Eukaryota; Fungi; Glomeromycota; Glomeromycetes; Entrophosporales; Entrophosporaceae.